Messenger RNA from Funneliformis caledonium, 228 nucleotides. The record is from the annotation of a GenBank genome assembly. NCBI's taxonomy places the organism in Eukaryota, Fungi, Glomeromycota, Glomeromycetes, Glomerales, Glomeraceae.
GAAAUUGAAAGUGUUAGUAGUACUGAUUCAAUUAUAAAUAGCAAUUGUAGUGACACCUCAGAAAAUAUAGAAAGAGAUCAAAAUGAUACUAUUAUAGUACCUUUUCAAGGAAGUAAUAAAAGCUCUCCAGAGAUGACACUGCCAGUAGCAAUAUACAGACCACCAUCAGGAACUACCAUACCCAUAACUCAAUCACUAUCUAACAUACCAUCUUAUGUACAACCAUGA